AUGGCGCAUACAAGCAGCCUCACGACCAACACCACCUCCCCAUCCCCUUUCUCAUCCCUCCUACAAAUACCCCUCUCCACUCUCUUCCCAUCGCUCCUGUUUCAAAAACAUCAGCAGAAUCUGACUACCUCACCUCUCUCUGCCCAGCCGUCCCCAGCUCCUCUCUUUCUCGACCUCCCUUCCCUCAUCACCACCAUUGCAUGCAUCUCCAUCUCUCUCAUACUCCUCUUCCACCGCCGCAGCCGCCGAAUCUGCUCCUCCUACCCACCCGGCCCUGCGCCGUGGCCAAUCGUUGGGAACAUCCCCUCGCUCGGAACCCUCCCGCACCGCUCCCUCGCGAAGCUAGCCGACAGGUUCGGCCCGAUCUUCACCGUCUGGUUCGGCCCGACCCCGUGCGUGGUCAUCUCCUCCCCGGACCUCGCCCGCGCGGCGUUGAAAGCGCAAGACAGGCUGUUCAGCAACCGCCCGCUGGUCACGUCCACGCGCGUGCUCACUCUGGGCGGCAAGGACAUAGCGUUUGCGCCGCCCGACCAGGCGUGGAAGAAGCGGCGGCGCCUGGCGUUCCUGCACCUGCUGUCCGCGCGCCAGCUGGCAGCGAGCGCGGCGCAGCGCAAGGAGGAGGUGCGGGCGAUGGUGGACGCCAUGGCAGGGGAGGUGCGGCGCUGCCAGCACCCUGCUGCUGCUAUGGGCGGAGGGGCCGGAGGAGGGGAUGCAGGGGGUGGUGGAGGUGGAGGUGGAAGUGGAGGUGGAGGUGGAGUGGGGUGUGUGGUGAACAUGAGAAAAUACUUGGGUCGAGCCACGCUCAACAACAUUCUGCGCCUCACCGUGGGUAAGCGCGACCACCUGCCGUGGCUGCGGUGGAUGGACCCUCAGGGCAUUAACACGCGGGUUGGGAGAGUGCAACCGGCCAUACAUGGGUUUGGGCGGGCAUGCAUCAGGGAGAGGGCGGAGGCGGUGGUAGGGAUGGCGAAGCACAGCCGGGCACGCACGGAAGGAGAGUCGGAUGGGGCAUGUGGGGCAGGUGUGCACAACGCACAAGGUGAUGAGGCGUGUGGCCAUAAGGUGUUUGUGGACUUCCUUCUAGAGCGCCAAGGGGCAUGCAGUGAAGGAGGCAGAGGGGCAUUAGGAGCAGGUGGAGAAGGAGGAGGAGAAGGAGCAGGAGAUGAAUCUUUGGAUGAGGAGGAGAUGGUGAUGCUGGUGAUGGAUAUGAUCCUAGCUGGCACCGACACCACGGCCAAGACUGUGGAGUGGGCUCUGGCAGAGCUUGUCAACCACCCCCACGCGCUCAAGGGCCUUCAGGACGAGGUUGACGCUGCUUACAGUGCUGCUGCUGCUGCUGAAAAGGAUGUUGGCAGUACAGCCGGGCAAGAAGAUAAGGACCAACAUGGAGAGGGCCAGGGAGAGGGGAUGGGAGAGCACGGUGGUGCUGCAGGUGAGCAGAAGUCCCACCAGAAAGGAGUGGCACCAGUGCCCAAUCAGCCCAACCUGUCCACCCUGCCAUUCCUCCAGGCGGUGAUCAAGGAGACCCUGCGCCACCACCCCGUGGCGCCGCUGCUGGUGCCACACAAGACCACAGAGAGCACUGUGCUGGGCGGGCGCAGCAUCCCUGCAGGUACCAUGGUGCUGGUGAACACAUGGGCCAUCAGCCAUGACUCUAGGCUCUGGGACCACCCCCAGGAGUUUGACCCCUGGCGCUUCAUGCCACCGCUGUCUGUACCACCACCACCUCCCUCUGGAGCCCCUUUACCCGACCCCAUGGCACCACCACCACAGCCCGUGGCAGAGCAGGCAACUGUAGCCCCUGUUGCGGCCGCCACCACUGCCCUCACACCGGCCUCAUGGGAUCCCUCCAGCGCCUUCCUCAUGCUGCCUUUUGGCGGUGGGCGGCGGGGUUGUGCAGGCAUGGCUCUGGGCGUGGACAUGGCUGCUCGCAUGCUCGCUGCCCUCCUGCUCCGCUUCCACAUGGCCGUGCCGGCCAACAGUGCCACUAUGGAUGAUGCUGGGGGGGUGGAGGGACGAGGAGGAGGAGGGUGUGUGGUGGAGUUGGGGGAGGUCCUUGGGCUGACUAUGGCCAUGGAAAAGCCGCUCAGGCUGCUGCUGUGGGAGAGAGAAGAGAGAAGUCUGUCUGGCAAGUGUGAAGAGAGGUCUCUAGGAUAG
Messenger RNA from Closterium sp. NIES-65, 2157 nucleotides. The record is from the annotation of a GenBank genome assembly. NCBI's taxonomy places the organism in Eukaryota, Viridiplantae, Streptophyta, Zygnematophyceae, Desmidiales, Closteriaceae.